This is a messenger RNA of Gallus gallus (chicken), 4027 nucleotides long. It is a transcript of the gene TNFAIP2, whose product is annotated as TNF alpha induced protein 2. Gene Ontology annotation, molecular function: SNARE binding. The record is from RefSeq and is a predicted model, not a curated record. NCBI's taxonomy places the organism in Eukaryota, Metazoa, Chordata, Aves, Galliformes, Phasianidae. The transcript has 13 exons. Bases 1 to 2229 code for a protein of 742 amino acids. Gene Ontology annotation, biological process: exocytosis; exocyst localization. Gene Ontology annotation, cellular component: exocyst.
AUGGAUCUGUUUCGGGCUGAAGCGGCGCAGGCGGAGUUUCCCAAGCAGCGAGCGCCCUGUGAGGUCGGGUCUCCGCCUCCGUGCCGUCCCCUUAUAGCCGUGCUGUUCCGCUACUCCGCAGCCAGCGCCGCUGCCGGGAGCCGCCGCACGGCUAGGAGGAAAAUGAUGAAAAUGUUACCUUUUUUCCAAAGUGGUCCCAUUGGAAUACGCAAUGGAACAGCAGGUUGCAGUGAUGUAAACGGGCAGCUGGAAAACCCUUUGGCCUCGGUGGCUGAGCACAUCCCUGCCUGUCCUUCUGGAGACGAGAUCUGGUCCAAGGACCAGGAGAAAAUGAGUGAAAGGCCGGAGGCAGCCUGCAGGACCUCGCGGGCAUCUUCCAUCACCAGCAAUGGGAGCUGUGCCUCCGCUGGGGAGAGUCCAGAGAAGGGGAAGAAAGGAAUAAAGGGGAUACUUACCACUGCACUGAAGAAAAUGAGGAAGGCCAAGCCGCCCAGCAUCAAACAAGUCAUAGAUCUCCUUGAAAAGCAGAAGCUCUGUGAUGCUGUUCAGCAUCUGAUUGCCCUGGAGAAGGUGUCUGGCAAAAGCGAGGAAGGACUGACCGUCACCCAGCAGGACAUCGAGUCCAUCUGCGAAGUCCUGAAACACAAAGUCUUCAGUGUCUUGAAAGACUCUGUGCUUCUAGCAAGAACAAACCCAGAACUGCUGCAGCAGGCCGUAGAUGCAUUGAAAGAACAGGAGAAAGAAGACCAGAACUGCACGUCAGAAAAUCUGCCUGAACAAAACAUGCAAUUUAGACCUAGGAAAUGGAAAGCUCUUUGGACGGCCACAGUAAAGGAGUCGGUAGAUACUCGAAUGAAGGACACAAGUCAUACUCCUAGAACUGAGAACCUCUCUGAAGUUGGCCAGAACCUCCUGCACAUGGGGAAGACAAUGAAAGAAGAUUUGAUGGUAGUUGCACAGUACAUUAAACAGCUUUAUCCCCCUGAGUUUGAUGUGUUCCGCACAUAUGCAGAGCUCUAUCACCACCAUUUUGCCUCUCUAGCGAAGAAAGCUGCUGAGUCUCAGCUGGAUGACAAGGAUGUCUACCUUCUCCUCUCUUGGGUGCACAACAUUUACCCAAAAGAUAUGAGAAAAGAUCGUGUUUUAGCAGAGGAGCUGGAAAAACUUGAGCUUGGAAGCCUUUUGCCUUUAAGUCUGAGCAAAGAGCUCGAAAAGAAAUACCUUGAGAGUGAAGAGGCAACCAUCAAAAAUGUGCUGACCAAAUGCUUAGAAAAGGAAACCCAAAGAUGGAAAGAAGACAAAGAACCGGAGAAACUCAAUGGGCAUUUUCAGAGUGAACUACUAGCGAUAAUUGUUAUCCAGAGUAUCUACAACAGCCAGAUGCGAGCCAGGGACAUCAACGCCAUGCUGGGUGAGGAGCUGUCAUGUCGACUGUCGACAGAGCUGGCUGGCUUCCUGAAAAGCUACAAGGAAGCUUUUGAAGACUUCAAGGAGAGAGGCAGGAAGCACAUACACUACAGGCCAGUUCUGAUUGCAAAUAUUAACAACUGCUGCAAUUUUAGAGACUACACAGAGAAGAACAUAGCAGAAAAGGAUGACAACAAAGAGAGGAUACUUAGCAUCCUUAGGGACAUUGAGACCAGCAGUGAGGAUGUCCUGCUUCAGCAGCUCUUUGCCCAGCUGAAGCCAAUUUAUAAGAAAUUUACAGAAAAUAAGUGGGAAUGCAGCAAUGAAAUUAUGAAUGAGAUCAUUAAAACGACCAGCAAUCAUAUUUCAGAGUUACGGACCCUGAAGGACCCAUUUUACCACCCCGUCGUUGAGAAGAUCCACGUCCGUUUGGUGAAAGAUUACAUCGUGAGGCUGCUGAAGAAGAAGGUCAGCAUGAAAAGCCCAACGCAGCAGCAAAACCUGGCCCAAAGCAUCUCCAAGAAUGCUGCCGACCUGGAAGCCUUCUGCACCAGCAAUGGGUCUAAAGCCACCUGGCUGAAUUCAGUACUCCCCAAACUGGCUGAGAUAAUACGGCUUCAAGAUACAGGCGCUAUUAAAAUUGAAGUUGCAACACUCGCCACGGCGUACCCAGAUAUCCGCAAAAGACACUUGGAAGCAUUCCUGCACAUCAAAGCUAAUCUGUCACGCGGAGAACUCAAAAGCAUCCUGGGCUACCUGGCAGAUGGCACAGCAUCCACGCCGCCCAGCACCCCGCUCUUCUCCAGCAUUAACGUGUCCUAGGCCAAUGCACCCUGUGUGGGUGAAGCCAGGACUGUCCCCUGCAUCAGUGCAGCAAGACACAGCACUGCUGCCUUUUCCUACGGAAAAUACUCUGUGCCAGUCUGGUGCUCAGUGUUGCUGUGGGAAGCACCAUUCACCAAGCUUGGCCAUGAGAAAGGGAUGCCCGUGGAAGGACUGUGCCUGCAAAAGGACCAGGGAUGCUCCUUGCACCAGACACAGCUCCCUCCACUGUCUCCUUGAUGUCAUCACAUCACUGCCCUGGUGCUCUGAACUGUCUACCUCACCGGGUGCUGUGAAGCCAUGUCACUGAUUCCCCAGACCAAGCAGACACCUCCUAUGAAGCAGAGAUUUUGGAAAAGGCCCACGAGAGCAUGCUUGCUCUCCAUCUGUAGCCCUCUGAGCCACUCAGAGACAGCUGCAUUAGACUGGUGGGAGAUUUGGGAUAAGACACGCUCUUGCAUUCUGGAACUCCCGUUAUGGAGUCUCCCUCCUUAGAGAUAGUCAAAAGCCAUCUGGACAUCAUCCUGGACCACCUGCUGUAGGUGUCCCUGCUUGAGCAGAAGGUUGGAUCAGAUGAACCCAGAGGUCCCUUCCACCCUCAACCAUCUUGUGACUGAUUCCUGCCUCCCACCAUGCUGCGACACCCCCAGUGGCUUGGGGUGGCCCCAGCUGCAUGCUCUGCCCCUUUGAACAGUGUUGUCCAGGGGCUUCGGGGUUUCCAAAUCAGCCCCAAGAGCCGUGACUACCCUCACAGAAGCAGUCUGGGUAGUGCUUCCUUCACCUCUGUGAGGUGGGAGCACCUGGGCCCCUGGCAGUCUUCUUCCCCCCUACAGUUACUCCUUCCAGCACAUCCCCACCCCACUAACAGGGCUUAGGUUGGAACUGUGGACUGCAAUAAAUCUCGUAGGUAAGGUGCAGUAGGUAUUGCUUAAGCCCUCCCUCUAGAGGAAAGGACUCCUGACCCUAUUAACAUCAUGGGCUUUGAAUGGGUGGUGGAGCUGGUCUCAAAUACCAUUAAAAUAUCUUGAGCUCCCCAUCUGCAUCACCAUUUCCUCCCUUCCUCCCCUCAUGUUGUAGGGUAGAUUAGAUGUGAAAACACAAAUAAGUCUGUUUUGAAACUGUACGUUGUUUUUACAACCCAUUUCUCCGGGAAAUGAAUCCCUUGCCAAAACAACGUGUUUGGUUGAAAACCUUUCCCUUCAAUUUUCCUUUAUUUGAACUUCCAUGUCAGCCUGUAGAAAGUCAGUCCGGAAGGAAGACAUAAUGACUCUGCAGACCAUACAGUGUAUUUAUAUGCAUAUGCAGUAUACUAUUGGUGUAUUUUUGCAUCCAAUUUUAUUUUUUUCUCAGUUAGAGAUAUUCAUUUCCAAUGUUUAUAUUUAAACAGUAUUCAAAUAUGCUAGGAAACUGACUCAUUUAUUCUGUCUCCGGCUGUUGUUUGCUGUGCUGCCACAUAUAGUCCCACCUACUAUUCCAAAGGCCAAUGCAUUUACUACUCCCAGCCCUACCUGGUGGACAUCACUGCUGCCAGGCAGGGAGAGUGCUUACUGUUCCCCUAUCCCUGCUGUCCUUGUUCUCUAGAGCCAGGACUGCUAUAUGAUGUGACAGUUAUGAGCUCAGUUUGGUGGGUGUGGUAGUGAUAGUCAACAGAUGGACUAGAUGGUCAUAGUGGUCUUUCCAGCCUUAAAGAUUCUGUGUGCUGAGUUUGUGGCAUCUAGUACAACAGUGUCCAGAAGAUCAGCCUUGAUGUGUUGUGUUACCAGUCUCAAUGCCAAAUAAUAAAAAUAUUUGUAUUUGA